Dipodomys ordii (Ord's kangaroo rat) is the source of this 866-nucleotide messenger RNA. It is a transcript of the gene Rhebl1, whose product is annotated as Ras homolog enriched in brain like 1. The coding region runs from base 91 to 645 and encodes 184 amino acids. The record is from RefSeq and is a predicted model, not a curated record. NCBI's taxonomy places the organism in Eukaryota, Metazoa, Chordata, Mammalia, Rodentia, Heteromyidae. Gene Ontology annotation, molecular function: GTPase activity; GTP binding; GDP binding. The transcript is spliced from 8 exons. Gene Ontology annotation, biological process: small GTPase-mediated signal transduction. Gene Ontology annotation, cellular component: plasma membrane.
UGCAUCGGUUGCUGUUCCUGUCUGCAGCCUGACCUGUUCUUUGGGCUCUCACCCCGAAAUUCUGCAAGUCUCCAGGGACAGAUCCCUGGCAUGCCGCCGCCGGUUCGCUAUAGGAAGGUGCUCGUACUCGGAUACAACGCUGUAGGGAAGACAUCUUUGGUACAUCAGUUUGUCAAUGGCGAGUUCUUGGAGGACUACGAUCCUACUGUGGAGAAUACUUACAGCAAGAUAGUGACUGUUGGCAAAGAUGAGUUUCACCUACACCUGGUGGACACAGCAGGGCAGGAUGAGUAUAGCAUUCUACCCUAUUCAUUCAUCAUUGGGGUCCAUGGUUAUGUGCUUGUGUAUUCUAUCACCUCUCUGCAUAGCUUCCAGGUCAUUGAGAGUCUAUACCAAAAACUCUAUGAAGGCUAUGGGAAAAUCCAGCUGCCGGUGGUGCUAGUGGGGAACAAGUUGGAUCUUUCAACAGACAGAGAAGUGAAAACAGCUGAAGGAAAGAAGUUAGCAAAGUCCUGGGGUGCAACAUUUAUGGAAUCAUCUGCUAAAGAGAAUCAGCUGACUCAAGACAUCUUCAUCAAAAUUAUCCAGGAGAUAGCCCGUGUAGAGAAUUCUUAUGGGCAAAAGCAUCGAUGUCACGUCAUGUGAACACUUAACUACCCUGGCACGAGCCAAGCUCCAUUAAGGCAGGCAUGCAGAGUCUCAAGGACCUCAAGAGUAUGGUUGGCAGCCAUGUCCUUGGUCCUCUGGACACCCAGUGUGGUGCCCUUAUUUGCACUUUUUCCAGGCCCAGUGGCCUGGUUGUCAAUGUUUACAAAGAGGAAAGGUGUCUCCUGAGCCCUGACCUCUAGCUCCCUGUUGUUCUAAAU